UUCCAGGAAAUGCUGUUUCAAAAUAAUAUUCCGAAAAUGUAAAAGUCGGACUGCGUUGAAUUUCAUAUUUGGAGUAAUUUUUUAAAAAAAAACUAUCAUUCUCUACAAACUUUUUCUCCAGAACUUGCAUCUGAAGCAACGUGUUGCUGGCCCUUUAAGAAAACUGCGUCAUUAUUUUGGAAGCGUAACCCGGAAGCACCCUGUCAUCAGGAGCUAACAUGCUCCCCGGCUGAAAUAAGACAUCCACCGCCGUAGCUUUGCUUUUAUGAGGCCUGUUUGUAACAUUGCUGUUGAAUUAAUCAAAUCAAGAAGAGCUCACAGUUCAGCUGCAGCUCGUAGAGUCGGAGGAGAGAUGUGUAAAGAGCUCAAGACCAAAGUGCUGCGACUGUUACCGCAGAACUGCACCGGGCCGUCUGUUCAUCAGGAGGGCCACACAGAUGGUGCUGAAGUCCUGAGUUGCAUGGUGAAAGCGCUGAAGGAGGGUCAUGUGGUCGGUGUUCCCACAGACACCAUCUACGGCCUGGCAUGUCUGACACAGAACUCUGAAGCGGUCAAAAAAAUCUACGACAUCAAAGGACGAAAUAAAAAUAAACCACUGGCCAUCUGUGUUGGAGAAAUUCACGAUAUCUAUAAGUACUGUAAAGUGAAGGUGAAGGAGGCGCUGUUAGCUGACCUGCUACCUGGCCCCGUCACUCUGGUGUUCGAAAGAUCUGAAGUACUGAACACAGAUCUCAACCCGUUUACCUCACUUGUAGGCGUACGUAUUCCAGACCAUUACUUUAUGAGACGCCUCUGCCAGAUGUGCGCUGAACCACUCGCACUUACCAGCGCCAACAUCAGCUCACACACCAGCACUGUGGCAGUGCAUGAGUUUCAGGAGCUCUGGCCCAAACUAGCAGUGGUGGUGGACGACGGACCAAUAGGAGACCACAGCCGCCUCGGAUCAACAGUGGUGGACCUAUCAGUACUCGGCAAAUAUAGCAUCAUCAGACCCGGCUGCGCCCUUUCUUCUACGGUUGAUGUGCUGGAGCACAAAUACGGAAUGUCAGAGGACUCGGGGAAGAAUGACCUUGUCUGAACUCUCCACACUGCACAAGCUGAGAUGCACAAACAGCGUUGACCCCCGGGGGCGGGGGCUUCUUCAGUGGAGAUGAAUUAUUUUCAUGGUCACAUUGGAAAUGGGUCUUUUGCGGGAAGGACUAAAACUCCGAAAAAACUUGAUGGCAGAUCUCUUCCUGGUGGCUGCUGUAAGGUCUGGAGUAACUUUUCUUCUCUUUGUGAACAUAAUUCAUGCCUUGCUUUAUUAUGUGAGGUUUUAAGAGUCUCACAUUUCUGGACCAUUUAUUCAGAAAUACAGCAAAAGGGGUCAGUUACAUAGUGUGGGCUUUGUUGGUUGUUCAAAAUGUAAACUACAUCUUGUUUGUAUUGUCAAAGCUAUGAGGCUAAAUGGAGAAUACAUGAGAUUUAGUUUUAAUUGUAAUACUUCUGUAAGGAAACAGGUGUUAAGGCACUCAUUGUAUGGUUUAACAAAGUAUUUGAUAAUACAAGGGAUGGGAGAAGUUCUGUGUUGAGACUGGAUUUAUUUUCAUUAACUUAUGAAUCCCCUAUAUUUAUUGUAUCCGCAUGUCAGUCUAACAGUGUUUGGCUUACACUGUAAUUGCUCACUUGGUACAGUUACUGUGCCUCUGUUUUAUGUUAAUGUAGCUUGAAAUACUAUAAAUUUCCGACUUCUGUUGAUUGGCAUGUUGAGCAUAUGGAUAAACGGUAUGAAAUAAAUCUGCCCACAUGCUUAUUUAAAACUGGAUCUCCAACGUUAACUUGUGUUGAUGGAUUGUGAAACCUCGGCAUUGCCACAAUAAAUAUCUUUUUCAGUA
This is a messenger RNA of Eleginops maclovinus (Patagonian blennie), 1874 nucleotides long. RefSeq names its product yrdC N(6)-threonylcarbamoyltransferase domain containing (gene yrdc). The record is from RefSeq and is a predicted model, not a curated record. Gene Ontology annotation, molecular function: double-stranded RNA binding; tRNA binding; nucleotidyltransferase activity. Bases 266 to 1078 code for a protein of 270 amino acids. Gene Ontology annotation, cellular component: cytoplasm. Gene Ontology annotation, biological process: regulation of translational fidelity. The transcript is spliced from 6 exons. Lineage: Eukaryota; Metazoa; Chordata; Actinopteri; Perciformes; Eleginopidae.